Molecule: messenger RNA, 1285 nt
Organism: Rhodofomes roseus
Lineage: Eukaryota; Fungi; Basidiomycota; Agaricomycetes; Polyporales; Fomitopsidaceae
Product: plant expansin
Exons: 5
Coding region: 333-1076 (247 amino acids)
Source: RefSeq, a predicted model, not a curated record
UAGACUCACUUCUACGCGACGCUCGUGCCUCGCUUCGCUUAGAGUCACAAUGAGGCGAAACGCGUCAUGUGUCCAGAGACGCCUGAGAGGUACGUCGUCCGUAUUGGCCGGAAUAUCUCAUGCCAAGGAUCGUGUUGCUCCCCGAACGCCGUUCAACGCGCAAAAGGGCGGGCCUGGGUUGCGAGUGGGCUGUUACCCGCCAGUUCUCUGCCACCAUUACACUCAUCCACCUCAUAAUCUCGCCGUUCGCUCAUCACUCCAUUCGUUCACUAGUCCCCGAUCCCUUCGCCGACGUCUAAGCUCAUUCGCGACCUCACGUUUCGUGAUCAAAAAUGGUCUUCUCAAAGGCGUUCGGGGCCUUCGCGUACUUGCUGGUGGCCCCUUUGGUGCUGGGCGCGCACCUUCAUCGUAUGGAUGUGUACCGUCGCCACGACGCUGUGGUCACCAAACAAGCGAAUUCCACUUCGAGUCUGGAGAAGCGGCAAUCCGAAUCGUACAGCAGUGCAAGGUUCACUUACUACAUAGAUGGGCUGGGUUCAUGUGGACAGACCAACGUUGCAAGCGACUUUAUCGUUGCUCUAGAUGCGGACCUGUACGACAGAGGCUCGCAUUGCUUCCAGACCAUCACCAUCUCGUACGGGGGUAAAACCGCACAGGCGACCAUCAUGGACAGGUGCCCCGGGUGUCCGACUGGCGGUCUAGACCUAUCCGAGGGUCUCUUCAGCUACUUCACUAACGGUGACCUUGGUUCGCCACCGCUCUAUGGUGAAUGGUGGUACGGCACCGACAGCGGCUCGUCCACCUCCACCACCACCACCUCGUCUGUGUGGGUAGCACCCUCUACGACGUCCACGAGCACAUCAACCUCGUCGGCGUCACCGACGUCGACUUCGACCUGGUCUAGCUCAAGCAGUUCGGUUGCGACAAGCAGCAGCGUCACCUCAUCCAGCAGUAGUACAGCGACCCAGACCAGCAGUGCGGCGGCCAGUGCGUCGUCUCCGGCAAACGUGUUGGGGCUGUUCAACCAGGCUCUCGUGGGCAUGGCCGGGCUCGCUGUAGAAGCGCAUGUACAGUGAGCAUCGCUGCCACUGCUGUUUCUUUCUGCAGUGUUGCGGUAGCGUUCACGGCAUGUUGCCAUGUAUCCUGUGCGAUGCUCAAUUAUGCUAUGCACCUCCUCGAUGAUUGCUGCAGACCUGCGGCCGCACGAAGAAACAUGGAUAGUGACUAGUAGAUCAAUCUGACCGACUCUUUACACCUCCACGACAUAAGGUGUUUGGACUGUAUA